GCAGCCCCGGCGGUGCCGCUGCCGGGCCGGGCCGGGCCGGGCCGGGCGGAGCGGCCCCAUGGAGCGGCCGAAGAUGGCGGAGCCGGAGAGCCUGGAGACGGCGGCGGAGCACGAGCGGAUCCUGCGCGAGAUCGAGAGCACGGACACGGCCUGCAUCGGCCCCACGCUCAGGUCCGUGUACGACGGCGAGGAGCACGGGCGCUUCAUGGAGAAGUUGGAGGCGCGGAUCCGCAACCACGACCGGGAGAUCGAGAAGAUGUGCAACUUCCACUACCAGGGCUUCGUGGAUUCCAUCACCGAGCUGCUCAAGGUCCGGGGCGAGGCCCAGAAACUCAAGAACCAAGUGACAGACACCAACCGGAAGCUGCAGAACGAAGGGAAAGAACUGCUCCUGGCCAUGGAGGAGCUGAGGCAGUGCCGGCUGCAGCAGAGGAACAUCUCGGCCACGGUGGAUAAACUCACGCUGUGUCUCCCCGUGCUGGAGAUGUACAGCAAGCUGCGGGAGCAGAUGAAAUCCAAGAGGCACUACCCGGCCCUGAAGACCCUGGAGCACCUGGAGCACACCUUCCUGCCCCAGGUGAGCCACUACCGCUUCUGCAAGGUGAUGGUGGACAACAUCCCGCGGCUGCGCGAGGAGAUCAAGGAGCUCUCCAUGUCCGACCUCAAGGACUUCCUGGAGAGCAUCCGCAAGCACUCGGACAAGAUCGGCGAGACCGCCAUGAAACAGGAUUGCAGAUUCAAUCAGUGGAAAAUAAUUGCCAGGAUAUUCUUCAGUCUCCUGCUCUCUCCAAAUGUUCAGGCACAGCAGCAGAGGAACCUGGACAACAUCGUGUCCCAGCAGCCCAGGAUUAGUGGGGGGAAGAAAUCCAAGAAGGAGUUCAGCGCCAGCUCCGAGCUGGAGGUGAAGAACACCAGCCCCAUGUCGGAGCAGGAUUCGGGGAUCCUGGAUGUGGAGGAUGAGGAUGAGGAGGAAGAGGUGCCUGGAGCCCAGGAUUUGGUGGAUUUCUCCCCGGUCUAUCGAUGCCUCCACAUCUACUCCGUCCUGGGAGCCCGGGAGACCUUUGAGAGCUACUACAGGAAGCAGAGGAGAAAACAAGCGCGGCUGGUGCUGCAGCCUCCCUCCAACAUGCACGAAACUUUAGACGGCUACAGGAAGUAUUUCAAUCAAAUUGUAGGGUUUUUCGUGGUGGAGGAUCACAUCCUGCACACGACCCAGGGCCUGGUCAACCGGGCCUAUAUUGAUGAGCUGUGGGAGAUGGCCCUGUCCAAAACCAUCGCGGCCCUGAGGACCCACUCCUCCUACUGCUCCGACCCCAGCCUGGUGUUGGACCUCAAGAACCUCAUUGUGCUCUUCGCCGACACGCUCCAGGGCUACGGCUUCCCCGUGAACCAGCUCUUCGACAUGCUGCUGGAGAUCCAGGACCAGUACAGCGAGACCCUGCUGAAGAAAUGGGCUGGGGUGUUCAGAAAUAUCCUUGACUCAGAUAACUACAGCCCCAUCCCGGUGUCAAAUGAAGAAGUUUAUAGGAAAAUCGUUGGACAGUUCCCAUUCCAGGAUGCUGAACUUGAAAAGCAACCCUUCCCAAAGAAGUUCCCCUUCUCGGAGUUCGUGCCCAAGGUUUACAGCCAGAUCAAGGAGUUCAUCUACGCCUGCCUCAAGUUCUCCGAGGACCUGCACCUCAGCUCCACGGAAGUCGACGACAUGAUCAGAAAAUCCACAAACCUGCUGCUGACCCGGACCCUGAGCAACUGUUUACAGAACGUCAUCAAGAGGAAAAACGUUGGACUGACAGAGCUGGUGCAGAUCAUCAUCAACACCACCCACCUGGAGAAAUCCUGCAAGUUCCUGGAGGAGUUCAUCACCAACAUCACCAACGUCCUGCCCGAAACCGUCCACACCACCAAGCUCUACGGCACCACCACCUUCAAGGACGCCCGGCACGCCGCCGAGGAGGAGAUCUACACCAACCUCAACCAGAAGAUCGACCAGUUCCUGCAGCUGGCCGACUACGACUGGAUGGCCCCGGAGCCGGGCAGCCGGGCCAGCGACUACCUGGUGGAUCUCAUCGGCUUCCUGCGCAGCACCUUCGCCGUGUUCACCCACCUCCCGGGGAAGGUGGCCCAGACCGCCUGCAUGUCGGCCUGCAAGCACCUCUCGACGUCGCUGCUGCAGCUGCUGCUGGAGGCCGAGGUGAGGCAGCUGACGCUGGAAGCCCUGCACCAGUUCAACCUGGACGUGGAGGAGUGCGAACAGUUUGCCAGAUCCGGCCCAGUGCCUGGGUUCCAAGGGGACACGCUGCAGUUGGCCUUCAUCGACUUGAGACAACUCCUGGACCUGUUCAUCCAAUGGGAUUGGUCGACAUAUUUGGCCGACUACGGACAGCCCACGUGCAAGUACCUUCGCGUGAACCCCACCACAGCCCUCAUCCUGCUGGAGAAGAUGCGGGACACCAGCAGGAAGAACAACGUUUUCGCCCAAUUCCGGAAAAACGAGCGGGACAAGCAGAAGUUGAUCGACACCGUGGCCAAGCAGCUGCGUGGCCUCAUCAACAGCCACCACUCCUGAGGGGCUCCGGAUCUCCUUCCCGCAGCCUGGACUUCGGGAAUCUCGUUGGGAGAGAAGAUUUGUAUUUUUUUAUUCGCCUGGAAAGUCUCCGCGGAGCCUCCCCCCGAUGGCAAAGCCCUCCCGGCGGAACAAUCCCGGGAAAAGAGGUGGUGGCAGGAGUCUCCUGGAUAAACUCCUAUUUUCAGGGGUUUAGGAAGUGAUGGGAAUUCUUGGAGCCUGGGAGAAGUUCACACCCGGACUGGGUUGUUGUUUUUUUGUUGUUUUUUUUUUUUUUUUGGUCAAAGCCAAAUUGAAGGGAUCAUCCUGCCUUCCUUUUGUUAAUUUAUUCCCUUGGAAAACUGAGAAAUCUGGGAAGAGCCGUGGGUUCUCUGGGCUGAGGGAAGAGGGUCACCCUGAGUGUGAACUGUGGUUUGGAUUUAGGUAGGAAAAAGGGAUUUCCCAAGGUUUUUAUUCUCCUCUUUUCCCCCUCCACCGGGCUGAUUUCCACGUUAGAGUGCAAAUCCCUGGAAUUGUGACCCUUUCCCACAUGUCCAUAACCAUCCCUCAGCUCCACUCCGGGAUUGCCAGGGGCUGUGGGAUCACGGAGAAGGGUUUGGAGCGGCCUCCUUGAUUAAAUUUGGGAAGGGACAGCCAAAGGAUAAUCUGGGAAUGUGUCCUGUGGCUGGGAUGCUGCUGGACACAUCCAUGGAUGGGGAGCGGGAAGGGAUGGAUGCUCCACAGGGAUGGCGGGAAGGCACACCGGGAUGUCCCGGUGUCCAGGAGGGGUUUUUUCCGUCUUUUCCCUGCUCGUGUCCCAUCCUCCCUCUCCUCCUGAUGGUUCCAUGGGGAAAACUUCCCUGGGAAGUUUUGGAGUGGGAUGCUGCUGGACACAUCCAUGGAUGGGGAGCGGGAAGGGAUGGAUGCUCCACAGGGAUGGCGGGAAGGCACACCGGGAUGUCCCGGUGUCCAGGAGGGAUUUUUCUCCUCUCUUUUCCAUGCUGGUGUCCCAUCUUCCCUCUCCUCCUGAUGGUUCCAUGGGGAAAACUUCCCUGGGAAGUUUUGGAGCUGGACCAGCGGGAAUCUCCUGGAGCAGUGGGAGAUUCCCCAUGGAGCAGCGCUGCUCCAAAGAGCCUGUGGAUAAAAUUCCCCCUGUUCCAAAAGUCCCCAAAAAUCCUCUGCUCAAACCAGGCAGCCACCAACAGGAUUUAAUCCCAGGAUUCCAGUUCCAGAGGGGAAUUUUUGCCCUUCUCAUCUUGCCACCCUUUUGCCUCUAAUUCCUCACAUUAUCCAGCCACGUUCCCAAACCCUCAGAGGGAAUUCCUGGUGGUUGUUGCAGCCCUGAACUGCUGCUCCUGUGCCCAUUCCCAACCCUCUGGAUGCACUAAUCCCGAGGUUUUUCCUUCCCGCCUUGCUCCUCAGCAAUAUUUUGGGGUUGGUUUUUGUUUGGAGAAGGUUCCUUUGGCUCAAUCCCAAAAUUCAACGGGAACUCGAUCAGGAAUGACCCCCUGGAGCUCUUGGGCUGUCCCAGCCAUCUCCAGCUACAGGGACCAAGGGAUUAUUUUCAUUAAUAAGAGGGAAAAUUGGUAAUUCCUUGGCUGUGGAGAGGGAUCGGGGGUUCCUUGUGAACUCCUCCUGGAGGGAUAUGGAAGAGGAACGACGGGAAAAGCAGCAGGUGAAGGAAAGUUGGAGUCAGCGUGGCCAGAAAGGGAUUGGCUUUGGAAACAACCCAGAGCGGGACAAGGGAUGGGAAUUCUGGGAGUGGGAUGGACGAGGAGCAGAAACCCCGGGACACAGGAAAGGGAUUUUGUGCUGCCAUCCUGAAAUUCCAUUUUCCCCUCCUAUAUUUCACUCCCACAAAAAAAUCCCCAGCACAGCCGAGGUUUCCCAGGCAGCUCCCACCCUUCCCAAAUCCACGCUGGGCUCUCCUUCCCAUCUCCCUGAGCUGUAAUUCCAGGAGCAGCGACCUGGGAUGGGCGUCCUCGCUCCUUCAGGUUCCUUUUGGAAAAAACCAAGGUUGGGAUCCUCCAAACCGGCUCCUGGCACUCAGGAUUUGCUGUUGGGAAAGUCAAAUCCGGCCAAGGGAGAGAUUCUGGGAGUUCCUGAUCCCGGGAGGUCAAGAGCCGGAACCGCAAGUCAGAGCCCGGGAUGAAAAAUGGGAUUUUGGGACUCUGGUCCCAAUUAACUUUUUGUUCCGAGAGAUGUUCCAUCACUUCCAAACAAAAUUAAUCUUUUAAACAGAUUUCCCAAAAAAAAAAAAAAAAAGCCCUGGAAGACAUCCCAAAUCCCCUCUCAGUCUCUUCCUAAUGAUGGGUGUCCUCCGACACGGAUGGAAUUGCUUAGGAGGGAAAAGUCACUGCAGGGAAUUUAAGAGGGGGGUGGGAAACAGGGGCAGGACCCAAAUCCAAGAUUUCCAGCUUCCCAGAAUAAGUAAUGCUGCUCUCACACCUCGCUCCGCAUCCAUUGAGCAUUCCUUAGUGGAUUUCAUUUUUUUAAGAAAAGGAAAUUGGAUUAUCCCAUAAUUUUUCGCAGCUCCGGCAAAUAUAUUCUAGCACCAAUGGGAAAAAAUUAUAUUAAAACUCAAAUUUGGCUUCCCAAGAAGCUUCUUUCCUUCUUCAGGAGUUGUCAGGCGUUCCAGGAGCUGGGAAUAAUCCCAUAAAAGGUGUCCAGAGUGGGAAUUUGCAGCCCAACCCAUCCAUAGGAUGUUCUCCCUGAGCCAUCAACACCUGGCAGGUGGGAAAGAAAGGAGGGGUUUUCCUGGGAGGUGGGAAAGGAGGGGUUUUCCUGUUUUUUUGGGGGGUAUUCCUGGGGCUGGAUUUCUGGAGUUCAAGGCAGAUGCUCCCGGUGAUUUUUGCACUUUGUUCCAGAUCCAAUCCCAGCUCCCGCUCGGAUGGGGACGGGAGGAGUUGGGAUGAUGCUGUUUUGGGCUUGGCAGCUUUGGGGAAGGUGGAAUUUCAGACGGGAGCUGUGGGAAGGGUUGUGGUGGCCCCAGAUUCCUUGGAAGUGAGGCUGGGAUGGAGCUGGGGCCGCUCCGGGGGCAUCGCUGCUGUCACGUCCCUCGUGCCGAUGUUUUGGGAUCGAAUUCCAACCAGAAUCCAAAUCCCAGGCAGAGAUUCCUCACCCUUGGGUGUCUCCUGCCUCCGCUGGGCUUUUCCCGUUGGUUCUGGGUUGGGUUUGGUGCUUUUUAGGGCCUUGGAGGGGUUUGGAGCAUCCAAGCACCAUCCCACGGUUGGAUUUGUGUCCCAUCCCUGGGCGCCGCAGGAUUUUUGGGAUCUCUAUCCCGUUUUUCCUACAGCUCCACAGGGCUGGAGACCCCUCGUAUCCCCCCCCCCGGCACGAUUCCAUAUUUAUCCCACUGCUGGCAGCUCCAAGGGAACACAAAUCCCAUCAAUCCCAUCCCAAAUGACUCCGGGAUGAUCCCAGCUCUGCUGUCCUCUGGGAACGCCGUGGAUCGGCGGGAAGCGACCCGAACACACCGGGAUUGGCUGGGAUUCACCCCAAAAAUGCCAGGAGGGAGCUCGGGGGGAGCUCAGGGGGGAGCUUGCUUCACCCCCAAAGCUGCUGCUCCAAUCUCCAGCCCCUCUCUCUCUUGCCCCCAGGGCUGGAUUUGGGAAGCUUUUCCCAGAGCUGGGAUCCAUCCCCACCUGCAGCUUCCCGAAAAUUCCAUGGGAAGCUCUGGAAUCCUGUCCUAUCCAAGCUGCUCCCUGCCUUGGCUCAUCCCUCAGAUUCUGUUUUGCCAGGAAAACCCCCCACACUCCCAUCCCACGUCCCAUCCCUCCCUGUCCGCCGGGGUUGCCUUUUCCCGUUGAUUUUGGGGUGGAAGGAGCUGAUUUUGGGAACCGAGGUGGUGAAAACAGCUUUUUUUGCACAAGUCGUUGCACAAUAAGGGGAAAAUUUAGCAAAUUAGGUUUAACUUUAAAGGGAAUUUUGUUGUUGGUUUGUUUUUUUUUUUUUUUUUUCCUUAAAAGUCGCUAGCAGAGCUACUGAUUCCAAGAGGAAAAAGAGCUGGAAUGGUUGGAGAAAGGACUGCAUGGUUUACAGGUUCAAUUCUGUUAGAAAUUAGCAUGUUGGACAUUUAUCCUGGUGUAAUUCCAAUUAAACAAAUACAGCAUUUAACUGUUUCA
Vidua chalybeata is the source of this 6666-nucleotide messenger RNA. RefSeq names its product exocyst complex component 6B (gene EXOC6B). Gene Ontology annotation, cellular component: exocyst; membrane. The transcript has 23 exons. The coding region runs from base 59 to 2566 and encodes 835 amino acids. The record is from RefSeq and is a predicted model, not a curated record. Gene Ontology annotation, biological process: Golgi to plasma membrane transport; intracellular protein transport; exocytosis. Lineage: Eukaryota; Metazoa; Chordata; Aves; Passeriformes; Viduidae.